Messenger RNA from Sarcophilus harrisii (Tasmanian devil), 3399 nucleotides. Its product is annotated as mas-related G-protein coupled receptor member X2-like. Gene Ontology annotation, molecular function: G protein-coupled receptor activity. Gene Ontology annotation, biological process: G protein-coupled receptor signaling pathway. The record is from RefSeq and is a predicted model, not a curated record. The coding region runs from base 148 to 1113 and encodes 321 amino acids. Gene Ontology annotation, cellular component: membrane. Lineage: Eukaryota; Metazoa; Chordata; Mammalia; Dasyuromorphia; Dasyuridae. The transcript is spliced from 2 exons.
CAAAAGGCUUCUGCAGGCAGCUGUAGGCCAGAGGUCAGAGGAACUUCUGCAGGUCAUUCACUCCAGGGAGACCCUUCAUAUAAAAGGUCAGUGUGUGCAGGAACAUCAAGGGACCAGCAGAGGUUUCCUGAGAAAGGAUCCACCCUCAUGGCCCAGUUCUCUACAGAAUCCCCCGGGGACCAAGGUUCUGGCCAUGGGAUGGAGGCAAUAGGGACCGACUUCUCCCACAGCUCCGUGAAUGUAACUGAAGAAAGAACACACCCUUCAGUCGUGCCCUACUUUAUCUUGGUCAUCAGCCUGGGUGGGCUGGUGAGCAAUGGCCUUGUCGUCUGGAUUCUCGGCUUUUGCAUUAAGAAGAAUCCCUUCUCUGUCUACAUCCUUAACCUGGCCUGGGCUGACUUCCUCCACCUUGUCUGCUGGACUCUAAUUGCCAUAAAUUUUUUCUUCCCAAGCCCAUUGAUUUCCAUGCAUGCAGUCAUCGCCCCAGUCACGGUCAUUUUCUACAGCGUGGGGCUGAGUCUGCUGGUGGCCAUCAGCACGGAGCGCUGCCUGUCUGUUCUCUUCCCCAUCUGGUACCAGUGUCUCCGGCCAAGGCGCACGUCCGCGCUGGUGUGUGCCUUCGUCUGGCUCCUGUUUGUCCUGCUCCUGGCGGUGACGGGGCUCACGUGUGUGUAUUUAGCCCGCAGUUUCUGCUAUGGGUUUCUCGUAACUGGUUCACUGUGGAUUCUUCUGCUCAUUGCCCUGAUGAGUGUGUCCAGCCUGGCUCUGCUGCUCAGCGUCCAGUGUAGCUCCCUGCGCCGCCAGCCUCCCAGGCUCUAUGUCCUCAUCCUGCUCACGGUCCUCCUGUUCUUCCUCUGCGGGCUGCCCUUUGGGAUUUUGUUUUUCUUGCAAUACUUGGAACUAAGCUUCCCUUUGAUGUUGUACCUUUUUGAGGUCUCACCCCUCCUGUCAACGCUAAAUAGCAGUAUCAACCCCCUCAUUUAUUUCUUCCUAGGGAGUUCCAGACAGAAGAGGCCAAGGGAGUCCCUCACCCUUGUGCUGCAAAGAGUACUAGGGGAGGAGGCGGAGUUGGAGGAUGGUCCGAAGACAGUCCCCAUGGAGAUUACCCCUUGAGCCUAGGGGCUAGGAUCUCACUUUGUGAAGCCCAGGAGAAAAGGCACUUGCUCAGGCUGCCUGCCUUGGUUGAUGCUGCCUUUCAGUCAUUGCUAGAUGCAGUCAUUUCCUUUUCUGAGGAGGAAUGCUUGUGUUUCCCUUCCUUCCAACAUGAGUCCUCCAGGGUCUUCUCUAAGAGAGAAAAUAGCUCUUAGGCUCGAGUCUUCAUAGUGUAUCUGAGGUUCAGACCCUCCUGGAGGGCAAAAAAAGAACAAAUAACAUCUCUUUUCUCUCAUUUAGACACUUAUAGAAGUAAAAAGAUUUGAUUGCCUCGAGUAGAAUACUAUUACUGAAUUACUAUUAAUGUAGCAUGAGUCCAUUUUCUGUAGGGUCUUGGUAUAAUGAAUAAAAAGCCAAGCUCAUAAUCAGCAAAGGUAAGCCCAACUUCCGCCUCUGAUACAGUAAUGAUUGUGUAAAACACUUCAUCAAUAAGUGCUUUAAAUAGCUCUCUAAGACUCGAAGUUGCAGACAAAGAACAGAAGAGCAUUGAUAGAGCGCCUUUCCUCACUUAUGACUUCUCUAGAGCAGUAAAAUAACAGACCAAGCUCCUAUCCCCUAUCCCCAUCCAUAGGCUCAAAAAAGCAUCAUCAGGACAACUUCAAAAACUGACAGAACAAUGGGGAUGAUGCAGGUAUCUUGGGGCAGCGUUUCUUUGGGUCGUUCUGCUUAGUUUUUAGGUUAAGAAAUCUUUUUCGUUUGAUAUCAUUGGGAGAUCAUGAGGUUCAUAGAUAAAAUUUUUGUGAUCUAAUCUUUGCUAAGUCUCAUAUAUGACUAUACAUGUAUGUUAUAUAUCCAGAUUCAUGUACUAUUACAUAUAUACAAAUAUGGCUGUGUGUCUAUCAGACUACAAUGAGCUGCUGCAGAGUUUUUUUUUUUUUUUUUUUUUACCAUUUCCUUGGACAAUUUGAUUUCAUCAAAGAGUAAAGGAGACUUGAGGAUGACCUUUCUGUCAUUUCCAAUGGCAAUGAUUUUGUAUCACAAACUCCUGCAAUUUUCUACUUUAACUUCUAGAAAGGGCGUUUACUAAAGUGGUUUGGUAAUAAUGGUUGGUAUAAAAUAUCCCUUUCUCCAAAUGUGAUCUACUCUUUCCCAAAAUGUUCAAGUGAAAGUGAUCUCAAAUUUAUCCAUUGAAUUAAGAGAGGUUGCAACUGAGACAACUGAGCUCUGGGAGUCCUUUGGCCCAAGUUCUCAAGAUAUUCUCCUGAUAUAUGGAUAAGUUUUUUCAUGAUCUACUUACAGAAUGUAGAAUUGCAGUCCAAUAUGCCCUUUGUUCCUGGUGCAAACACUGUGAUCUAUCAGCUGAUCUGGUGAGAGUGUUAAGAUGAUGGCAACUGGGAAUAUUGCAGGACCACUCAAUUUCACAAGGUACUGCACAGGUUAAUGGGAAGAAGAUAUGUAGAACAGACUUUUGACCUUCCCCUACAAUUGAUUCCUUCUCAGCAUUUCAGGGAGAAUAUUGUCUUCCCUGAACUUACUCAAAUCUCUCAGGUUCUGAACUAGGUCACUAUCAAGCUUUCCUAGUCACACUUCUAUUUUCUGUGCAGCAUCACUCCAGUUCAUCAAGAAAUUGUCUCUCUUAUUUUAAAUUCUGUAAUGAAUUAAUCGAUUGGUACUUACUCUUACCUUGUUGAGAUAAGAGAAUGUAGCAUUUUAGUAUUUAUUUUAAAUGAAAGAAUGAUAAUUGAUUUACUUAAUCUAUAAUCACAUUUACAUUUUAAUAUUCUAAUUUUUAAAAAUUUUCCAUUUAGAUAAAAUUAUCCCAAUUGGCUAUAUUUAUAUUUAUAAUCUGCAAUAUAUUAAAUAAAAAUAAAUAUAGAAAUAAGGCAAACUUUUUUCUGUAGCCAACACUAAGUAGUUUAAAUAUUAUCGGAUCCUUUUGUAUUUUGUUCAGUAACCACUAUUCAACAAUGAUUUGCUCUUUACAGCCCUGGAACAUUUGGUACAUUCUUUGUGGUCCUCAGACAAUAUAUUGUAACUUUUUCAUUUAAUAUCUAAUAAUCUACUAUUCUCAUUAUACUUGGGUAAGCUUUAUGUAUUUCUAGUAUAUGAAUAUGUGAUGACUGCAGAAUUAGUCAAAGAUUUUAUAAUAAUAAAUAAAGGCAAUAUGAAUGUUAUAGAGCUUUUAAUCCUCUCAUAUAGAGGGAAUUAUUAUCAUUAUUAAUGAUUUAUCAGUUUCAUUUAUCUUCCAUGAGAACAUUGAUCCUGAGGAUUCUCUCAAAGAAUGAAAACAUUUUCUUCACUAUUUAU